AUGAAGAAAACGACGCAGUGCAUGGGCCAAGUUCAACCAUUUCUCUCUCUCUUUCUCUCUCUCUCUCACACACACACACACGGACACACGGACGGGUCUACCGAGAGGAUGGGUCGGUGGUCGCCAGCCAUCAGGAGGCUACAACCUCAAUUUACCCUCAUUCAGGCUGGGUUGAACAAGACCCCGAACACAUUGUUCAGACUGUUGAAACGUGCAUCGAACAAGUCGCGCACAAACUCAAAGCCGCUGGUCUCGGUGCCGACCAAAUUGCUGCGCGAGUCCACCGUGGCCUGGUCCAAGAGUACUGGCCGUUUCUUGCACAACGCCAUCAGUGUGUCCCAGGCCAUGAUCGAUGCCACGCCCACCGGCGACAAGUAUCAUUAUCAGAAACAAUGCGGCCUGCCGAUUUCCGACUACUUUAGCGGGGUCAAGAUGCGCUGGCUGAUUGAAAACGUGCCCGCCGUGCGCGACGCACUCGUCAAGGAGGACUGCCUCUUUGGAACCAUUGAUACGUGGCUCAUUUGGUCCUUGACCAAGGGCAAGUCAUACGUCACGGACGUCACCAACGCCAGCCGCACCAUGCUGAUGAACGUCGCACGCCUACAAUGGGACAAAAAUAUGCUCAAGGCUUUUGGCAUUCCUGAGCACGCCCUGCCCCAAAUCAAAAGCAGUGCCGAGGUCUACGGUCACAUUGUACGUUUGAUCUACUUUGCACCUCUCUAUCCCGCCCCUUCGUGCGUCAACAGUGAGGCCACGGGCCCGUUGCGCGGCACGGCCAUUGCCAGCUGUCUGGGCGACCAGCAGGCUGCCUUGCUUGGGCAGCUCUGCCUGAAGAAGGGCAUGGCCAAAAACACAUAUGGCACGGGUUGCUUCUUGCUCUGCAACACGGGCACCAAGCCUACUUUUUCCAAAAACGGGCUCUUGACCACCGUCGCCUUUCAGCUCGGCCCCAACGCCUCGUGCAUGUAUGCCCUGGAGGGUUCGGUUGCCGUGGCUGGCGAGGGUAUCAAAUGGUUGCGCGACCAGCUGGGUUUUGUGAAAUCAGCCGCGGACGUCGAGGCUUUGGCCAAGGAGGUUAAGGAUACGGAUGGCGUGUACUUUGUACCUGCCUUCUCUGGCUUACUUGCUCCCUACUGGCGCGGUGAUGCGCGCGGUACCAUUGUUGGGCUCAGCCAUUCUUCUGGCCGGGCGCACAUUGCCCGUGCCAUGCUAGAAGCUGUCUGCUUCCAGACGCGCGAGCUGACGGAAGCCAUGGCGCGGGAUGCGGGUUUGACGCUGACACAAUUGAACGUGGAUGGUGGUAUGACGGCCAACAACCUUCUCAUGCAGAUGCAAGCCGAUUUGCUGGGCGUCGACGUCGUUCGACCUGACAACGCCGAGUCCACGUCUUGGGGUGCGGCCAUUGCGGCUGGUAUCGCUGACGGAGUGGGUGUGUGGCAUUUGGAGUCUAUCCAUGAACAGCGCAGCACCCAGCGCUUUGAAUCGACGGUGCAGGAUGAAGAGCGGGACGAUCGCUACCGCCAGUGGAGGCGGGCCGUCUCGCGCAGUCUGGGCUGGAUUCAAUCUACGAGCCAACGUGAUCAAAACAAGGGACCUGCUGAGGGCAAGCCCGACAUGACAGCAAAUGGCGUGUACUGGGGUCCUCUGCUGCUCUUCUUGACCAUGACAGGUUUGACGGCCAGUGCGGCUCAAGCUCUCCACUAA
Messenger RNA from Monosiga brevicollis MX1, 1704 nucleotides. RefSeq lists its product as uncharacterized. The coding region runs from base 1 to 1704 and encodes 567 amino acids. Gene Ontology annotation, cellular component: mitochondrion. The transcript has 17 exons. Lineage: Eukaryota; Choanoflagellata; Craspedida; Salpingoecidae. The record is from RefSeq and is a predicted model, not a curated record. Gene Ontology annotation, biological process: glycerol-3-phosphate biosynthetic process; glycerol metabolic process; triglyceride metabolic process. Gene Ontology annotation, molecular function: glycerol kinase activity.